Molecule: messenger RNA, 391 nt
Organism: Saccostrea cuccullata (small rock oyster)
Lineage: Eukaryota; Metazoa; Mollusca; Bivalvia; Ostreida; Ostreidae
Product: probable E3 ubiquitin-protein ligase HECTD4
Exons: 2
Coding region: 5-244 (79 amino acids)
Biological process (GO): glucose homeostasis
Molecular function (GO): ubiquitin-protein transferase activity
Source: RefSeq, a predicted model, not a curated record
UCAGAUGACUCAGAUUCCAGAAACUUCUGAAGGCAGGGUAAGGGCAGUUCAUUGUGGACUUGCAUCAGUUAUCCCCCUUCAACUGAUGGCCCUAAUGUCCCCACUGGAUCUAGAAAUCAGAUCCUGUGGAUUACCAGUGGUGGAUCUUGACUUUUUGAAGGCUCACACCAUGUACCAGUUUGGUCUGAUGGAGACUGAUCAAAACAUCCAGUAUUUCUGGAACACGUACUCUGAGUGGACUUAGUCAGGAGAACCUAGGAAAAUUUAUCAAAUUCGCCUGUAACCAGGAGAGGAUACCCCAGACCUGUCCCUGCAGGGAUGGGGGUGCUGACUCCAUGCAUGUCCCUCCCUAUCCCAUGAAGAUAGCCCCUCCCUAUCCCAUGAAGAUAGC